ACAUAGGCACAAAUCAAGAUUCAAGUCAGAGGAGAUUUUAUUGAAACUAAACAUCAAGUGGACCUACAGAGAUGAAAAUUGAUAUUCAUAGUCACAUUCUGCCUAAGAAAUGGCCUGAUCUAAAACAGAGAUAUGGCUAUGGAGGAUGGAUCCAACUGGAGCAACAUUGUGAAGGAGAGGCUAAAAUGACAAAAGAUGGAAAGGUUUUCAGAGUUAUUCAAGAGAAUUGCUGGGAUCCAGAGGUUCGGAUUAAACAGAUGAACCAAUCAGGAGUCACUGUCCAGGCUCUAUCUACAGUUCCUGCCAUGUUUAGCUAUUGGGCCAAACCACAAGAUACUCUAGAUCUCUGCCAAUUAUUAAAUAAUGAUUUAGCUGCUACUGUAAGGAAGUACCCAAAGAGAUUCAUUGGCCUAGGCACGCUCCCCAUGCAAGCUCCAGACCUGGCUGUGAACGAAAUGCAUCGGUGUGUGAAGGAGCUUGGAUUCCCUGGCGUGCAGAUAGGAUCUCAUAUCAACAACUGGGACUUGAAUGUCCCUGAACUCUUUCCAGUCUAUGCUGCUGCUGAACAAUUAAAUUGCUGCAUCUUUGUGCAUCCCUGGGACAUGCAGAUGGAUGGAAGGAUGUCUAAAUACUGGCUUCCCUGGCUUGUAGGCAUGCCCUCGGAAACAACCAUUGCUAUUUGCUCUAUGAUAAUGGGAGGGAUUUUUGAAAUGUUUCCCAAACUAAGAGUUUGCUUUGCCCACGGUGGUGGUUCUUUUCCUUUCACAUUUGGGCGCAUUUCCCAUGGAUUCAAAGUGCGACCUGACUUGUGUGCAUUGGAUAAUAAAGCUGAUCCAAAGACAUACCUUGGUUCAUUUUAUACUGAUUCACUUGUCCAUGAUCCACAUGCCCUGAAGUUGCUGAUAGACGUAAUAGGAAAGGACAAGGUGAUGCUGGGAACAGAUUAUCCUUUUCCAUUAGGGGAACAUGAACCUGGAAAACUGAUUGACUCCAUAAAGGAGUUUGAUGAGGAUCUAAAGGACAAGCUAAAGUUUGACAAUGCUCUCGCAUUUUUGGAUCUUGACCGAAAGCACUUUGAAAUGCAUUAAAAUUAUUACAAACAUGCAUUAAUAACAUUAGGUUUUUAUGUACAGCCACAAAUGUGUACCCUUCUUUGCAUUUUGACUGACUGCAUGUAUGUCCAUGAUUCCUUGCUAUUUAGAGAAUGGAAUAUUUCACUUAUUCCAUUUACAAAGAAGAGCCAGAGAUUUGUGAACUGUGUAUGUUGAAACUGAAUGCUUCACUUUCAAAACAUAGGUCAGUUCUUUCCUUAGAAGGAAAUGGGUAGACGCUUCAUGAGUGCCCAUGUACACAAGAUCCAGAUGAAGGCAGCUGAAUGUAUUUUUCCCAGUCUAGCAUCGUAUGCCCAGUCUAACAUGGCAAGGAUGAUGUGAUCCUUCUUCUCACACAGGUGCUCAGCAGUUUCUCACUAAGCAUUCACAGUCUAAUUGUCACUUAAAGUACAUGGGAGGGAGAACAGUAUGGCAUGGAUCAUAGCUUGACAGUCCCAACUAGGGUUGCUAGGUCCAGAUUGGGAAAUUUCUAGAAAUUUGGGGGGGGGAGCCUAGGGUUGCCAGUCCCCCGCUGGGGGCGGGGGACCUCCUGCUCCCACCCUCCACCCCCCUGCCCCUGCUUACCUGGCUGGCGAGAGAAACAUUGGCCUCACUAGCAUGCUCCCAGGUGGUGCAGCACACUCCCGGGUGGCACAGCACACUUCUGGGUGGCACAGCACGUUCCCGGGUGCCACCGCAUAAUCCCGUGUGCCAAAAUGAGCCCAAAAUGGCCUGGAUUGGGCCUGAAUAGGCCUGGAUUGGGCCACUGCCACACAGGGGACUACUCCCCUGAACAGCAGCAGCCUGUUCUAGGCCGGUUUGGGCCCGAUCCUGGCCGUUCCAGGACCAUUUAGGCCCAAUUCUGCCAGUAUCAGGCCACUGGUGGGUGGGGGAGUGCUCCCCCACACAGCAGUGGCCCAUUCCAUUCUGACUCGAGCCUGAUCCUGGUAAUUUGGGACCUGUUUCGGGCCAAUUCGGGCCCAAAACAGCCAGGAUCAGGCCACUGCUGGGAAGGGGAGUGCUCCCCUGCACAGCAGCAGCCCAUUCCAGGCCAAUUUAGGCCUGAUCCUGGCCAAUUCAAGACCGAAAUGGCCAGGAUCGGGUCCCCUGAAGAGCACGGGAGUGGUCGUGGGGGUGGCCAUGGCCUGCGUGAUGAUGUCACUUCCCAGAACCACCAACCCACCAAGAAGGUAGGUGCUGGGGCCCCCACAGGGGGACCUGGCAAAUCUAGUGGAUCCUGGAGACAUCAGGGAUUGGGAAGGGGAGGUGACUCAGCAGGGUAUAAUGUUAUGGAGACCAUCUUCCAUGGCAGCCAUUUCUCCAGGGUUACUGAUUCCUGUUGAAGGGCAGUUUGUGGAUAUGACUUAUCAUAAAACUUCUUGCGGUAAGUCCUAGACACUGCCUGGCCUCAGGCAGAGAAGGUGCCAGCCACCCUGGACACUAAUAAGUUACCAGCUAUGAGUCGUAGGGGAAAUGACUGACUGAUGGCCUUCACAUUCCAGAGAGUGGCAGAAAUAAUGAGACUUCCUGAGAGACACCUCCUCGCCUAAUCUCAUCAACACCGUCCUCCACCUUUCCUCUACCACUUACCUAAUCAGACUAGCCAAUGCAUCUGAUAGCCUUCCUGUCUGAUACUUACCAGGUCAUCAAUCAAUACUUUUACCUAUAGACCAUCCUAGACAGUCAAAUCAGAUCUUUCCAAAGUUAUUGUCCUACUUCCGGGCAAACCAUUAAGGCAUUGUUUUCGGAGCAAGACAUCAGCAUUGCUCCAGGGUACGUUUUGCCCUAUUACUGUGCUCAGAGAGAGUAAGAGUGAGAGAGAGUGUGUGUGUGUGUCGUGGUACCUGCUCAUGCACCCCCACUCUGUUUGGGUUUCUUCUCUCCAUGAAACACUGGUCAUUUUGCUGCUCCUCUGCAGACCUCUUUAGGACUGGUAAUUAUUGCCCUUCCCCAAAACUGCUUUCCCAUUUCCUCACUAUUUUCUUAGUUAGCUCUGUGUGUAUGCUGUGUGUGUUUUUUGUUUGUUUGCCUUUUUAUUCC
Molecule: messenger RNA, 3131 nt
Organism: Eublepharis macularius
Lineage: Eukaryota; Metazoa; Chordata; Lepidosauria; Squamata; Eublepharidae
Gene: ACMSD
Product: aminocarboxymuconate semialdehyde decarboxylase
Exons: 10
Coding region: 72-1088 (338 amino acids)
Biological process (GO): secondary metabolic process
Cellular component (GO): cytoplasm; cytosol
Molecular function (GO): hydrolase activity; carboxy-lyase activity
Source: RefSeq, a predicted model, not a curated record